AACUUCACUGUUUAGUAACAUCCGUGAGAUCAAGCGCAGAAGUAGAAAGACCUGGGAAUACAUAACAGAGAAUUUUAUGCAGAAAACAAAAUCACAAACGGGAUGGUCAACCUAGGACUCACCAAAGUGGACGACGCACUCGCGGGGAAGCACCCGGGUUUGCAAACGUAUGCUGCCUGCCAGUCUCGUGCGUUUAUGAAAGGAACAGGAAGCUUCAUAAUCGGUACAGCGAGCCUUUUCUUUGCACAGCAAGCUCUUCAAAAGAGACUACCUUAUCCUCUUCAGUGGAACCUUCUAGUGUCUAUUCUGGCCUCCUCAGUGUUCAGCUACUCAGUGACCCGCUGGGAGACUAUGAAGUGCACAGACUUGUGGGUAUUCCUUGAGAAAGGAGGCCUUCCAGACUCCAACUCAUCCAAGGAUGGGCCUAGUCUAACAACACCUGCAGAUCCCAAAGUCACAAAAUAUGGAGAUACAAUGGAGUAAGUGUCAGCUAGUAAUAUAGUGGAUAAUAUCAGUAAUAUCACUUAAAUCAGUGAUCACAAUUUUUAUUCUGGGUACAUGUUUUAGGAGUUUUUAAUAGUUGGAGUCAAUAUUGGCAUCUUUUUGGUUGAAUGUUUCAAAAUGUAAUAUAUGCUGUAUAUUGUUUUGAGCUUUUUUAUGACUGCAUAUUUGUCAAUAAAUAUGUCAUGCAAACCUGCAUGUCAGUAAUUUUGCA
Molecule: messenger RNA, 715 nt
Organism: Pygocentrus nattereri (red-bellied piranha)
Lineage: Eukaryota; Metazoa; Chordata; Actinopteri; Characiformes; Serrasalmidae
Gene: tmem141
Product: transmembrane protein 141
Exons: 5
Coding region: 103-483 (126 amino acids)
Source: RefSeq, a predicted model, not a curated record